Cylicostephanus goldi is the source of this 216-nucleotide messenger RNA. The record is from the annotation of a GenBank genome assembly. NCBI's taxonomy places the organism in Eukaryota, Metazoa, Nematoda, Chromadorea, Rhabditida, Strongylidae.
AUGAACAAUCGACGGUACUCCCUUCCAAAGGAUCUUACUGUUGACAAUCCAUUCAGCAAACGUGAAGUGUGGAUAUUUGUGACUGUCUACUCAUGCUGUGUUGUGUUUCUCGUCUGCAUGUACGAAUAUCUAAUGCCAGUCUUCAACAACCCCACUUAUCCGUAUUAUAAUUACGUGCCAAACUACUCCUUUAAACCACCAUCGAAGACCCAGUAG